This is a messenger RNA of Cydia pomonella (codling moth), 1123 nucleotides long. It is a transcript of the gene Sec13, whose product is annotated as protein SEC13 homolog. Gene Ontology annotation, cellular component: COPII vesicle coat; nuclear pore outer ring. Gene Ontology annotation, biological process: COPII-coated vesicle budding; protein import into nucleus; positive regulation of TOR signaling. The record is from RefSeq and is a predicted model, not a curated record. NCBI's taxonomy places the organism in Eukaryota, Metazoa, Arthropoda, Insecta, Lepidoptera, Tortricidae. Bases 103 to 1041 code for a protein of 312 amino acids. Gene Ontology annotation, molecular function: protein binding; structural molecule activity. The transcript is spliced from 2 exons.
AUAGCAACACUACAUUCCACGUCAACUUUUUGACAGCUUGCUCGCGGAUCUGCUGUUUGUACCUCAACAUUUGUAUUAAUUUUAGAAAAAAAAACAAUCAAAAUGAUUACUGUGUUAAAUACAAUUGAUACCGGCCACGAGGAUAUGAUACACGAUGCAGAGCUGGACUACUAUGGGUUGAGACUAGCCACGUGUUCGUCGGAUAACUCUGUGAAGAUUUAUGACAUCAAAAGCGGCGCCCAAACACUUGCAGCUGACUUGAAAGGACACUUUGGUCCCGUGUGGCAGGUAGCCUGGGCUCACCCAAAGUUCGGAAAUCUGUUAGCCUCAUGUUCUUAUGAUAGAAAAGUGAUCAUAUGGAAGGAGACUGGGGAAUGGACAAAGUUGUACGAGUAUGCAGGUCACGAGAGCUCGGUGAACUCGGUGGCGUGGGCGCCUGCGGAAUAUGGGCUAGUGCUGGCGUGCUGCAGCUCCGACGGCUCCAUCUCCGUGUUGACAUACAACCAGGACGGAAACUGGGAUGUGAAGAAGAUAUCUGGCGCCCAUGCCAUUGGCGUUAAUUCCAUAAGUUGGUGUCCUGCUAUCUCUGCGGAACUUAACUUAGACCCGCUUAAUAAUAAGGAUGCACCCAAGAGAAUUGUUUCAGGUGGAUGUGAUAAUUUGAUCAAGAUUUGGAGAGAGCAAGGAGACCAAUGGGUUGAAGAGAACCGCUUGGAAAUGCAUAUGGACUGGGUGCGAGAUGUUGCAUGGGCACCUUCAGUGGGGCUCCAGCGGUCCAUGAUUGCCAGCUGCUCGCAGGAUAAGAGAGUUGUCAUCUGGACCAGUGAUGAUAAUGUCUCCUGGACACCCACCAUUCUGAACACAUUUGAUGAUGUUGUGUGGAGCGUGAGCUGGUCUCUAACAGGUAACAUCCUGGCUAUCUCAGGAGGCGAUAACAAAGUUAGCCUCUGGAGGGAGGGCAGCGAUGGUCAGUGGGUGUGCAUCAGUGAGGUAGCCAAGGGAUUGGGACAAACACCAAAUGAUGAAAGGAGUACACUGUAAUUCUAAACUAAUUGUAUUACUAAAUCUUGUUAAAUAUGUAAUCAUUUGCUAAUGAUAAUAAUGAUUGUACUUUUCACUGGAA